Molecule: messenger RNA, 2132 nt
Organism: Daktulosphaira vitifoliae (grape phylloxera)
Lineage: Eukaryota; Metazoa; Arthropoda; Insecta; Hemiptera; Phylloxeridae
Product: lysophospholipid acyltransferase 6-like
Exons: 11
Coding region: 219-1634 (471 amino acids)
Biological process (GO): lipid modification
Cellular component (GO): membrane
Molecular function (GO): acyltransferase activity
Source: RefSeq, a predicted model, not a curated record
AUAAAAAAAAUUAUUUAAAUUUAUCUUAGAUUUUUAUCUUUAAUAAAGGUCAUUAUAUUAAUUAAUACUUAUAAAAUAAAUUUUUGAAAUUAAAAAAUGUUUUCUUUAUACUUUUUUAAUUGAAUGUGUCAAUUAAAAUUUUUGUAAAUAUCUUUAAAUACCAACAAAAGUUAUAUACUCCAUUAAUUACCUAAAACCCAACCAACAAUAAAUUAACUAUGAAACCUUCAAGUUAUCACGGAAGCGACAUAUUUUUACCUCUGUCCGUCACUGUUGGACUUAGUGUAGAUUUAGUAAAUUUUGUUGUUUGUCAAUUAACGGCGUUAUGUAUAGCACCAAUAAUGUAUAUUUACCUCCCACCAAAAAAUCAAUACUAUAUUAUUCUUAGAGAAAUAUUUGGACUCUUGAUUGGAUUGAACAUGGCAUAUAUUUGUUUUGGAUACCAAAUGUUUCAUCUCAUUCUUUUACCUAGUAUUUGUUAUAUUGUUAUUAUAACACAAAAUCCAAAUAUGAUACACAAAGUUGUAUUGCUUGUGUGUUGCCUUUAUCUAUCUUUAUUACAUAUCUAUAGACAAAUUUAUGAGUAUGGUUCAUAUACACUAGAUAUAACAGGUCCAAUAAUGGUUAUGGUGCAAAAAAUAACUGCUCUUGCUAGUGGUUUACAUGAUGGACUAGUAUUUGGAAAAAAAGAACAAACAGAUCUACAAAAACGUUACAUGAUAAGAAAAACACCUUUACCAUUAAAUUAUAUAAGUUAUCUUUUAAGUUUUCAAACUAUUUUGGCUGGACCCAAUGCAUUUUUUGGUGAUUACAUGGAUUUCUUAAAGGGUACUAAUUUCCCAGAGAAAUUACCAAAACAGGCAAAAAGUGCACCAUCACCUCUGUUAAGUGUUUUGAAAAAACUGUUUUAUACUUUUUUGUGUUCACUUGUUAUUUACUUUAUUGUUCCAAUGUAUCCUGCUUCUACGCUAACUAGUGAAACAUUUUUAAUUGAGACUCCCUUGUAUUCGAAAAUUUGGUUUAUUUUUGUUAUAACUACUUUAACAAGAUUUAAGUAUUAUUUUGCUUGGACACUGGCAGAUGCAGUUUGUAAUGCUUCUGGAUUUGGGUUUAGUGGCUAUGAUGAUAAUGGUGAUCAACAGUGGAAUUUAUUAGAUAAUAUAGAUAUUAAGGGAGUUGAAUUUGGUGUCAAUUUUAGAGCUACAAUUGAUGCUUGGAAUAAAGGCACUAAUUUAUGGCUCCGUUAUGUUAUGUAUGAAAGGGCUUCACCAAAGUAUAAUACUGUGUUAACAUAUACAUUAUCUGCAUUUUGGCAUGGUUUUUAUCCCGGGUAUUAUGUAACUUUCUUAACUGGAGCACUAUUCACAAAUAGUGCUAGAAUGGCUCGAAGAUGUUUUUGGCAUAGAUUCCAAAAAUCCAUACCAAUUAAGCUGGCUUAUGAUGCUGUCACAAUACUUAUAACUAGGCUUUCAUUAGCCUAUAUGACUUUUCCUUUUAUUUUGUUAGAGCUAAUGCCUGCUUUGCGUGUUUACUGGUAUCUUAAAUUCUAUUUACAUAUUAUGGCCCUUUUUGCAGUUUAUGCACUACCAUUUAUGGUUCCUCCACUUAAAACAAUCCGAAAAAAAGAACAGUAAUAACUGGAUUUAUAUAACAAGUUUCAACAAACAUUGAAUAAACCAAUGACUUUUUUUUAUAUGAUUAUAUGAAUUUUUUUUUAUAUACAAUAUGAUUUAAUUAGUCAAUUAGUUAAAUAUUGUUUAAAAUAUAAGUCUUGUUUGAAUAGAAAAAGUAAAAUAUAUUGUUACAAUCUAUAAAUUUGUUAUAAAUCUUAUAGUUUUAUACAUUAUGUAUGGCUAUAAAAAAUAUUUUUAAUUGAAUAGCUUAAAACAAUGUCCAUAAAUUAUUUUGUUCUAGCUAAUUUUAUACAAUUGAAAUAUGUUUUAAUGUCUAUUCUUUAAUAAUUUUUUUUAUUUAUUUUAUAUUUUUAUUGAUAAUACUUAAUAUUUAAUUGCAUAGAAAUACCAAAUUGAAAGGCGUAGUGCUACUACUAGAUAAAUCUAUAUUUUUCAAAAUAUAACUUAUUUUACAAAAUAAUUUUUUUCUUCACUUGUUAAUUAAUUUAUACAAAAUUU